GGAACCUAAAAGCGGUACGGAAUCGUCCAUAUCGCGAUUCACCCGCGAUGAUGAUGAUGAGGAUUCCGUAGGAGAGCAAGAAAUCGGAGGAGGAAAACAACGGGUAAAACCGGAGGGAGUCGAAACAAAGAUCUCCGUGCUCACCACUCACCACCGAACAAUCCCUCCCUCCGCUCCCCAAUCAUCUAGUUGCGCGCCGAGGAUCGAAGCCCUAGGGGUUUCGCGUCCUUUUCCCCCUCCCCGAAGGAUCCGCGUCCAAAACCCUAGAACGGCUAAUACCUCGCGAUCGCCCACGGUGGAGACCUCGUCGUCUACGGCGGAGAGGGCCCGCCCCGGCGCUGGGUCAGGGUUCCGGUACCUCGCCGGCGCCGCCGUGGGGUGGUGGGAGAGGUGGAUGGUCAUGGGAUCCUCCGGGUCGAAGCUCGAGAAGGCCCUCGGCGACCAGUUCCCCGAAGGCGAGAGGUACUUCGGCCUCGAGAACUUCGGCAACACCUGCUACUGCAACAGCGUCUUGCAGGCACUUUAUUUUUGUAUUCCUUUCCGAGAGCAGUUACUUGAAUACUAUUCAAAUAGUAAGAAUCUAACAGAUGCAGAGGAAAACCUUUUGACAUGUUUAGCAGAUCUUUUCACUCAGAUAAGCUCCCAAAAGAAGAAAACCGGUGUUAUUGCUCCUAAGCGAUUUGUUCAAAGGGUGAGGAAACAAAAUGAAAAUUUCCGUAGCUACAUGCACCAGGAUGCUCAUGAGUUUUUGAAUUUCCUGUUGAAUGAACUCGUGGAUACUCUUGAGAAAGAGGCUAAUGCUGCCAAAAGUUCCCCAGAAACUUCACCAUUGCCUGAAAAAAUUGCUAAUGGACCGCGCCAUCCUCUACCUAACGGGGUGCAAAAAGAGCCAAUUGUCACUUGGGUUCACAAGAGUUUUCAGGGUAUACUGACUAACGAAACAAGGUGCCUACGAUGUGAAACCGUCACUGCCAGGGAUGAAACAUUCUUCGAUUUAAGCCUUGAUAUCGAUCAAAAUAGUUCCAUCACAAGCUGUCUUAAAAACUUCAGUUCCACAGAGACCUUGAAUGCUGAGGACAAGUUCUUCUGUGACAAAUGCUGCAGUUUGCAGGAGGCCCAAAAGAGGAUGAAGAUAAAGAAGCCGCCACAUAUUCUGGUCAUCCACCUCAAGCGCUUCAAGUACAUCGAGCAGCUUGGCCGCUACAAGAAGUUAUCGUACCGCGUGGUGUUCCCCAUGGAGCUGAAGCUCACAAACACUGUUGAUGGUGCAGAUGACUCAGAGUACUCCCUUUUUGCAGUUGUCGUCCAUGUAGGGACUGGCCCCAAUCACGGCCACUACGUCAGCGCGGUGAAAAGCCACAGCCAUUGGCUCUUCUUUGAUGAUGAGAAUGUGGAUAUGAUGGAUGAAUCAACCCUGCAGUCAUUCUUUGGUUCUGCCCAGGAGUUUUCGGGCAACGCUGAUCAUGGCUACAUCUUGUUCUAUGAGUGCGUCAGAUUGAGGAGCUGAGAGAUUUCCCCCCUUUCCUUUUUGACCUUCUAGAACUCUUUCGUUCUUUUUUUUCCUGUUAUUAUUUCUCCCUCAUUGUGGAAUUAGAAGAAGCUCUCCGAGGUUGUGAAUUCAGAUGUGUUGUGACAGUGUAUAUUUUUGAUGGUUGCAGUGUACAGUUGACGGUGAGGACAUGCCUUCCAACAAUAAAAAGAGGAGGGUAAAUGGGUGUUAAAAUGUUUUAGAAAACCUUUUCGCUUUCUAUGUCAUUGUCUAUAAAUGGGAAAUGCAUCUAUCUUUGUCUGCAAAUAGGAAAUGUAAUCAUCCUUGUAGAGAUGUUGUUCGAAUGUUCACAUUUUUUUCAACAGUGCGGGUGUAAACGGGUGUUAAAGUAUUUUAGGCUACUUCCUGUUUUACUUUC
Molecule: messenger RNA, 1907 nt
Organism: Ananas comosus (pineapple)
Lineage: Eukaryota; Viridiplantae; Streptophyta; Magnoliopsida; Poales; Bromeliaceae
Product: ubiquitin carboxyl-terminal hydrolase 4-like
Exons: 6
Coding region: 395-1507 (370 amino acids)
Biological process (GO): protein deubiquitination
Cellular component (GO): nucleus; cytosol
Molecular function (GO): cysteine-type deubiquitinase activity; cysteine-type endopeptidase activity
Source: RefSeq, a predicted model, not a curated record